AUGUAUCCAAGAUUGGACCCACCUCCCCACAGCCACGGGCCCACAGCUCCCCAUGGCGCCCUACACACCGAGCUCGACCGCAAGAGGGCACAGCUCCAGAAGGAACAAGCCGAGCAUGCAGAGACGAGGGAAAGGCUGGCAGUGGCGAUUCGGGAAAGGGACCGGGGAAGGGACGAGCAUGCAGAGAUGGCGGUGGCGGUACGGGAUAGGGAUGAGCAUAUAGCGAGGGUGGAGGAGUUGCUACAGGACGAGAGGGUGGAGCAUGCAGAAGCUAGGGAAGAGCUGGCCGCGGUGUCACGGGAAAGGAAUACGCUGAAGCGAUAUUGCGAUGAGUUGACCACGACGUUGCGCUGCUUGACAGGCCAGAGAUAG
Messenger RNA from Coniosporium apollinis CBS 100218, 372 nucleotides. RefSeq lists its product as uncharacterized. Bases 1 to 372 code for a protein of 123 amino acids. The record is from RefSeq and is a predicted model, not a curated record. NCBI's taxonomy places the organism in Eukaryota, Fungi, Ascomycota, Dothideomycetes. The transcript has a single exon.